CUGUUAUGUCAUGCAAUCAUAGAACAAGAACUUCCGCUUUACUUUCAAAAAAUGACGACAGGAAGUAAGUGUAUUUGUCUUUAUGUCUUUAUAAAGUGGGAUUAAAGGUCGUCAAUAACUCCGAAUUCUCAUAUUUUGCCGAUUUAGUAGUCACGCUGUAAGUCUGAAUAGGACUCACUGGUUGUGUUGUUAGUUGUGUACGUUAAAGCUAAGUGCGUAGGCCAACCGAAAGUUAUGAAGCUAAUGCUAAUGUUGAUGUGUAAACACAGCGUAAAUAGAUCCGAAAUAGCUUUAAUUAUGUUGUUUGACUCUCACAGCGAUACAAUAUUACACGAUUAGUUUCAAAAGCGGGAGAUGGGUUCAAAUAUGUAUGUAUGUAUAAUAUAUACACACAUGUAUAAUAUAUGUGUGAACUUGGCCAUAUUACAGCUAACUAUAAACACGGUCUGUGAGUGGAGCUGAAUCACACUCAGCUGAUGUUCUGAUCGUAUUAACACAUCAGAAACAUUGGUGAUGAGAUGUAAAGAGCAGAAAAGACAAGCUUUAGUGAGUUUUUUUAUGUACGUUAAUUUGCGGAUCAUCACUUGUUACUGCCCCCUAAAGUUAGAUAUAAAAGCACAUGGUAAUGAGUAAUAUGAGGGGGUAAAGUCCCGUUGACAGGUCGACCUUCAAACUUGUCAAGACGAGAAUACGAACUAAAAAAAUGCAUCUCAGAGCAGGAGGUUUUCAAGUUCUCCUGUUUGAGUCUGAUUGUGUUAGUUUUCUAUUGUUCUGUAUCUAUAAUAAAACUAGUGGUGCCGAUCACUUCAUAUUAAAUUCAAAUUAUUAAUUAUACAUCAAUUGUGGUAUCUAUGAGCUACAACAUAAAAGUCCACCAUUUUAGCUUAGAGGACUAAUAAUAAAGUCAUAAUAGAAGUUCAGGGGUAAGUUGAGCCAGUGGAUCAACUGAGAAAGUAAAGGAGUCUGAUGAGAGGAUCAGAGUUUCAGUUCAGAUUGUUGAAAUGUGUUACUUUUUCUUUUCAAAAAUACAGCUGUGAAUGUUCUGAAUCACUCAAAGACAUUCUCAUGUUAAAAUGGCUUUUUACAAAACAGCUUUUUAGCAGUUAUAUGCAGUAAUAAUAACAAUAAUUAUUGUACCAGUUGAAAAGCGUAUAACAAAUAAAAAUACACAUGAAUGUGAAGAAGUGACUGUUAUUUAGGGAGAGAGAAGGUGAGGGUUGGGGGCUUGGGUGGAGGGGGGGGGGGUGUAGGGAUACGGCUCAACUUACACAGGGUAAGUUGACCAUAGGAGACCACUUUUUGACAUGCUACAUUAUCAAGACAGUUCUGUUUACACUCAUUCUGUUGGUUUGCAGGGAUACAAAACAUCCUGAAAUAUAUGCAGAUACACUAGUUAGAGACAAAACUGUGAUUGCCUUGAUGUAGAGAUCUGAAAUAUGAAAAAUGGCUCAUCUUACCCCACUCUACCCUACUUAUUUUUUGGAACUUUGUAGAAUGAGUCCAAGUUUUGUGUGUUAUACGAUGACACCAGAUGUCAAAGUACAGUCUGCUUAAGAAAUCUUAUAUCUCUUUUAUGGAUUGAGUAAAACUAUAAUAUUAUAUGGAGUCGACACGGGCUGGAUAACAACCCAGUGGAAGAAACUUGAAAAUCUGGUUUGUCAUUGACUCUAUAAAACUUGUGAGAGAGUUUGAGAGCUGAUGAUUUGUACUUUUGUCACUUUUGCUUUUAGGCAGGUACAGAUAGGUUGUCCUGACCAGCCCUGGAGAAGUAUAAUAUGUGUGUUCUCAUCCAAUGAGUUGGUUGACCCUCUCUACAACAUCAUGAACGACACUGAAAUGGAAGCUGCAGCCUUGUCAGGCAUCUCCUCCAUAGGAGAAGCAGUGUCUGGAAGAGGAGAGAAUGUUCAUUAUCAACCUCAAGAUCAAGAUGAAGAUGAAGAUGACGAUGACGAUGUUUAUUACAUCCCACCAAGGAGGCCGUCUCUUGACCUUGGGAACGGUGCAAUGGACAUCAGCAACUGGUACUAAGACUUUUACAUACUUCUUUAUAUAACUAUAGAGUAGUAGUUUUAGAGCAGGUUGUGCAAUGUCCAUGGCAGAAAAAGAUAGCUUUCUCUUUAAAGGAUCCAGUACAAAGUGAAACUACAUUUCUCAGGAAUUCUGUGAAAAAACAGUAGUGAAAACAGAUCAGGAGCUCCCCCUGGAGGACUAAAUAGAACUCUACUUGUCUUGUUUGAUAUAGUCAGUGGUCAUAUUGAAUAACCGUGUCCUGCAGUAAUAUUAAGGUUCUUGAUUCAACCGACCAGUUCAGUGACCGAUACAGAGUUGGAAGUGAGCCUCUUUAUGUCGGUCAACCUUCUUUAGACCUUCUCAUUUUUAAUUGAAAUACAAAAGACUUGAAGGUGCUAGAGAAAGUGCUUUAACAUUAAAAUGAUCUUGUCUAGCAUAUGUUAGUCUGGCCUUCCUGAGUGGCUAAACUGUAAUCCUGUCAUCCAUUUUCUUCAGGCAUCGUGUGGACCAUGCCGUGGCUCCAGCUCUGAGCUACUGUUCAAUGAAAAGUGAGGAGAAUGCAGACAACAUGGAGGACAUGGAGGAUGAGGAUGAAGAGGGGUGCUCCACAAGGUUCAAAAGAUUUCAGAAAAUAACUAGAAAAGCUACUUUGCCUGUACCUCAGAGAAACUAUACCAUGAUAGUAGCUAUGUUAAAUACUCAUAAAGCGUGGUUGUCUUUCUUGUUUUAGGAUCCACCUGUACAGAGCUGAUUCAUUCUCUAGCUGCUACUCCUUUGACAGCGAUGACUGUGAGAAGAGAACACCAAAGUAAGAAAUGCAACCAGUGCAUGUCAUUUCUAAGUGUUAAGCCACCUCCUCACAUGAUGUAUGCCGGCUGCAUAAUGCCUUGAUUUUAAUUUCAAUGUGUAUGUUAAAGGAUGAGACCCUCCACAUCACUGGAGUGAGCAGUGGGUCUUGCAUAACAAAGAUGAACAGAAGAGAAUAGAUUUUUUUUACUCAAGGUCAGUGGUGCUCAAGUCUAGUCCUCGAGGCCCCCUGUCCUGCAUGUUUUUGAUGUUUCCCUGCUCCAACACACCUGAUUCAAAUGAUCAGCUCGUUAUUAAGAUCUGUAAUGGCUAAAUAACGAGCUGAUCAUUUGAAUCAGGUGUGUUGGAGCAGUGUAACAUCCAAAACAUGCAAGACAGUGAGCCUUGAGGACUGGACUUGAGAACCACUGCUCUAUAUGUACAUGGAUCUAUGCAAAAGUGAACAGAAAAACAUUAGUCGAGGGUUGUGUUGGCUCUAUAUCAACUGUGUCCAGGUCACAAGCAUGAAAGGUGUACUAUGACCUAACUUCUUGAAUAGAUUUCAAAGUAAACGUCUGACCUGUUCUUUCUGUGGAGAGGCCCCUUGUUUUCACACAAUGCUCGUAUUCUGAAGCUGUGUCAGGGCCGUUAUUUAGUUAAAGAAGGGACUAGUGUGGUCUAAAAUCCACGUCAGCUGCAGGAAAGCAUGGGUAAUUAUCAAAUCUUAACAUCUGGUUAUGGAUAAUAUAAAAAAAUUUGCAGACACUCUUUCAUGAGUCUGCCAUCUCUCUUCUCGGCUGAUGUCUGUGUGAGUCUUCCACCCAUUUUUGACAUAAGUGAUCCUUUCCCGAUAGUAUUACCCCCUAAUACUGUUAUAACACUGGAAAAAAUGCCCUGACACAAAAAAGUAAAGAAAAUGAGGCCAUCAUUUAUCAUGCUCUACAUUAUGUGCUUAAUCAAGUGACACCUGGUUAUGUGAGUCUCUCUCUUUCUCUGUUUCCUUCUGUCUGUGCAUAAAGCACCUGAUAGUUGAAAUUAAUUAGUUGAAAUGGCGUGCAUCAUGGGUGAAACUGGUGUUUUUGUGUGUUUACUUAUAAUAAAAGUGAACCCUAAAGAAUGUUAUUCUCCUGUGGCCUCACCAGGGAUAAAGACAUAGAAGAAGAUGUCCCAGAGCUAACUGACAGGCCUGAGUUAAUCACAGACCCAAAUGAGAUAAGGCAUCCCUCUCUGACAGUCGCGUUCACUUUUAAGGUCAGUAUGCGUUACCUCUUCUGUGUUUUAGGUUCGAAGAAAUUAAGCAGAGCAUAUCUUCUUUUCUAGAGCAACAGCAGUGAUUUUUGUCAUUUUGCCAUCAGGCUAUCUGUAAAACCCUAAAGGAGUUGUCUGAUGAGAACUUGAAGACCGUGAAGAUGAUGCUGUGGAAUCGUUACCCUCAGACCUUUACCACUCCUCCACAUAGUAUGGAUAUAGUGGACCUUGUGGACCGACUGCUGGAGUGUUACAGCCUGGAGGUGUCUUUGCAGAUCACCAGAAGCAUUCUGGAGGAAAUGGAGCGAAAGAAGUUGGUUGAUUACCUGAAGACUCUGUGCCUCAGAAGUAUGUUGAUUUUGUAUCUCUGUAUCUCUGAAAAGCUUCUUUUAAUCUCUGAAAAGAAGAAGCUAAAUUUAGAGGACUAUUGACUGUGCAACAACAAUUGGCGAGUAUUUUGACUCCUGUGAAAAAUACUGACUGAUUAUCAGAUCUUUAGAAAUAAUAUUUAUGUGUUUUUCUCUUUCCAGAUGAAGUACGCCAUGAUCUAAGUGAGACUCUGAAGAAAAAAUAUGGCAAAGUAUGUGAGGGUUUUACUACACAGGGAGCAAAAACGCCCAUAGAUGAUAUUUAUACCAAUCUUUUCAUCACCACAACAUGUGAUAAUGGUCCAAAUAUUGAACAUGAGGUAAUGACCAUAGAAAAGCUGGACAGCAACCGAGAAGAAGGGACCCGGCUCUCUAUAGAUGAUAUUAUGAGUGCUAGACGGCUGCAGGACAUGAACAUGAGGUCUCUGUUGAUCACUGGUGUGGCAGGAUCAGGAAAGUCUAUGGCAGUACAAAAAUUAAUAUUGGAUUGGAUUGAAGAGAAGUCGCACCAACAUGUGACUUUCCUGUUUCCUUUGCCGUUCAGAGAGCUCAAACAGUUUGAGGGUAGCAAGGUCUCUCUUUUGGAAAUUAUACAGACUCUCUACCCAGAGACCAAGAGGCUGAGGGACGAGGAUUAUAGAUCUGAUAACUGCAAAAUGCUGUUCGUCUUUGACGGGCUUGAUGAGUACAAGGGGAACCUUGACUUUCAGAACACUGAGCUUCUCUGUGAUCACACUGAUCCGACCUCCCUGAACAUCAUUGUGGUCAACCUUCUCAGAAGUAGGUUGCUCUAUCGCGGCCUCUUCAUCAUCACGACACGCCCGCAAGUGAAGCGCUGCAUUCCUUGGGAUGCGCACUAUGACGAGAUAGAAGUGCGUGGAUUCUGUGACUCUGAAAAAGAUGAAUACUUCAAGAAGAAAUUUCAGGAUCCGGAUCAAGCAGCUCGAGUUAUUGAGUACAUCAGCUCUUUAAAAACACUCCGCAUCAUGUGCCACCUGCCUCUGUUUUGCUCCCUGGUGGCUGAGGAGUGCCAACGUCUGUUUACUGAGCAGGGAGCAGAUGCGGAGCUGCCGCGCAGCAUCACCUACAUGUACACAAAGCUUCUGCUAGCACUCACACGUCAUCAUCGCAUGUCGAGAGCUCCAGAACUGAAACCGGAGGACGAGAGAGACUUCCUCAUGAAACUGGGAAAGUUGGCCUUCAACAUGCUGGAGCAAGGCCAGUUCAAGAUGAUCAAGUCUGACUGGAAGGAGGUUGGAAUCAGCGACGAGGAGGCAGUGGUUAACAGUGGCCUUUGCACACAAUAUGUCACAAAACCAUUUGUGUUGUUUCAAGAGAAAGUCAUCAGCUUCAUUCACCCCACCAUGCAGGAGUACCUGGCUGCUCUGUAUGUGUUUCUCUCCUAUAGCAACCAUGGUAAGAACAUUUUUGAGCAGCAUCUGAAGCAGAAGGUAAGGGGGAUGUUAAAAGGACACAAGAAGAUGGACCUCUACAAAAGUGCAGUGGACAGAAGCCUGCAGUGUGAGGAUGGUAAACUGGACCUUUUCCUGCGUUUCCUCUUUGGAAUGGCAACCAAGACCAACCUGGAGCUCAUCCAACCUUUUUGCACCUCCUCUUUAAAGUGGCCAACAGUCAUCAAAGAUGCUAUGGCACUCAUCAAGAAGAAGCUGAGUGAACAUCAUCCCCCCGGCAGAAAAAACAACUUGCAGCGCUGCCUGGAGGAGCUGGAUUGGUCAGCCUCAGGGGCAGCCGCAGCAUCCAGUUGAUCAUCAAACUCAAAAAUACAGAUGCCAAAGUCAUUAAAAACAAAAUACACUUGUUCUGAAUUCAAAGUGUGAAUGUCUCAGAACUGUGCCUGUCUUCACAAAGAAAUGUGUCUCUGGCUGACAUAAAUGCUCUGAUAAAGCCUUAAAGGAAAACACAAGAACCUGUAAAGCUGCACGAAUGUCAAAAGUGCAGGAAACAGAAUAUUGCAGAGAAGCAGAAGUGUGUUUUGAUAUAGAGAACUGAUGUUGGGACUUGUUUAUUUUUUCAAGAACUUUUAUUCAUUAUAUUUUUAUUUUAUCAACUUUAUAAAUUUAUAUUAUCAGUUACUAUGAUCACAAAAGAAUGCUACUAAAUCAUGUAUUUACUCAAUAAUCUGGCACUUUCUGGCAGCCAACUGACUGAUGGCCUUUAAUUUCCUGUCACCCACAUACUAAGUGUAUUUAAUUUGCUUUUCUUUAAAUGUUGCCUUAAGUUCCUGUAAGGAUUUUUUUUUUAAUACACUAUUUAACAAAAAAUUCAAAUUCAUACCAGGAUUUUUAUCAUCUACAAAAGCAAAUGAGACCCUUGGUAAAAAGACACUUUUCAUGAAGUUAUUUUGUGAUGCCUAAACCGCAGUCGCUACAUCGCAGCUUUUCUUUUCUUUUUACAUUUUCAAAGUCAAAGAUCUGAAAACUGGGGCUGGAAUGGUAAGGUUUUAUUUGUACUCACAGGAUAAAAAUCAGCAAAGAAAUAAGUCACACUUCUGUGGCCACAGGGGGCAACAAAGUAAACACAAAUCAAAAAUUCCUCAUAGGAGCUUUAAAUCAUAUCAAAAGUUUGUCUACAUUUGUGCCUUAUCUCUUACAAGUGUUGAAAUUAUGAAAGGUUUACAAAAUCAUAGUAUUGUCAUUUUAAAUUUGUAAACUUUUGUUGACUGUGUAUAAAUUCUUGUUAGUUGCUUGAAUUGAUAAUCUUGAGCAGUACUAAUAUAAUGCUGUGGUAGAUUGCAUCAUGAAGCGUUGAGCUUAGUGUUUUUUCCUGCUGACUUCCUGUCUGAUAUGUCAAGAUUUAAAUUGAAAACCGGAGGAAGUCUUUCAGCAAUCCAUCAGCACUGGACGCUUGAGUUUGUAAAUAAAAUGGAUUAAGGUCAUUAUAAUGGGAACGUUUUAAUGAUGAUUUUAAAACAUAGACACUAUGAUGGCAUACAAAGAGACAGCAAGUAGGCAAAUUGCUCAUACAGUUUUACACAUAUAAUCUGUUCAUUUAAUGACAAAAAGUAAACAGUUGUAAAAGAAAAAGAAAAAACUCCACAUCAUAACUGCCAAAUGUCAUUUUAAAGUAUUUCUUGGUUCCCUUUCAAGAAGAGUAGCUGCACCCAAAUUUUUCACACAUUGCCUUUUGAAACAGAGCUAUCAGAGAAAUAUCUGUAAUAAUGGAGCCAAAUGCAACACAGACUAGAUAUUUUCCAUCUUUGUUCAAUGUUUCCUCACUAUAGAUCUUCGUAGUAUUGAAAUAACAGAUGUUGACUCACAUGAGUCCCUUUGCAGAGAUUUUCACUUUGCAGUAACAUUUAGUAUUUUCUGUUUUUUCCUACAUUGCAUCUGCUUCUUUUUGUUGAUAAUGUCGUGUGUUUCAUGGCUGUUCCAGCAGCAUUGGUAACCACACAUGUGAAGGUGGAUUUAAGAUCCUCUGAUGUGACGUUCUUCAACAGCAAACUCCUCUGAAGGAUUUCACCGUCCUCUAAUGUGGAUCUAAAACAUUAAGGAUGCAUUAUUUGUAUGUUGGCUGGCAAAGUUUAUUCAGGAUUUCCUUCUUCUCUCACUUGUAAAAAUUUGUUAAGUAAAUUUCACUGAAACAACUUUUUGUUUUAAGAUGAUUUUGAUUAAAGUAAAACUCUGUUUUACUCA
Xyrichtys novacula (pearly razorfish) is the source of this 8065-nucleotide messenger RNA. Lineage: Eukaryota; Metazoa; Chordata; Actinopteri; Labriformes; Labridae. The record is from the annotation of a GenBank genome assembly.